Molecule: messenger RNA, 3425 nt
Organism: Hemicordylus capensis (graceful crag lizard)
Lineage: Eukaryota; Metazoa; Chordata; Lepidosauria; Squamata; Cordylidae
Gene: CHST15
Product: carbohydrate sulfotransferase 15
Exons: 9
Coding region: 1305-2990 (561 amino acids)
Biological process (GO): hexose biosynthetic process
Molecular function (GO): N-acetylgalactosamine 4-sulfate 6-O-sulfotransferase activity
Source: RefSeq, a predicted model, not a curated record
UGUGGACUAUUCCUCGGGCUGCUCAUGGUGAUGGUGUGCGAUGAAGGGUCCAACCCUUUCCAAAGAACGCUCACCGGUUUCGUUCGCGGUGCUGUCGCGGAGGUUCCACCCCUGGGCUUGGCUGCUGCAACUCAUGCCCUGGAACGCGCCAAGGAACUUUAAUCAAACUUCUUUAUUUUUAGCCUGGCUUGGGGCCCUGCGGAUGCUCAUCGGCAGCCCUCUCCGGGGACCUGAGAGCGGCUGCAGCGUGCUCGAAAAGUACCAGCCCGCAGCUUUGGGCUGGGCUCUGUGGCGUUUGGCUCGCGGCACCACUCGCCGUCGCUGGUGACUGGCUGGCGGUGGCUGGAACGGGCUCCUCCUUUCAGCCCCGAACGAGUGUGGGGAAGCAGCACCAACAGCAGCCGCUGUCGUAGCGCCAGACAAUUAACUCGCCCGUUUGCGGAGGGGAGGCGGCAGGUCGGAGCGGAGGCAGCGCCACGCCUGCCUGCCUCCCACCCUCUCCCCCCGCCCCUCCCUCCCUCACCCGCUGCCCGGUGUGGUGCAGCGCGCGCGGUUUGGAGCAAACAAGCGGCUGCAGGCACAACACCGCCGCGAGCUGGAGCGGAGGGUUGACUGGCUGCGGCGAACUCGACUGCCCCCACCUCCCCCCAAAUCCUUCGGCAGGAAAGUGCGAGGAGAAGAAAGAAAGAAGGGAACGGGUGGCAGUGAAGCAGGUGCCGCAUUGGAUGAGGAGAGAUGCCCCCCCCUCCGCCGUGCAGUGUGUCAGAGGAGGACAGCAGCAGUGACGGCAUAUAGUUAUUCAACAAAAUUCUCCAAAGCAAUGUUUGUAAAGAUGAAGCUUCCCAAAGAAUUCUUCAGUCUUGGAAGUUACAUAAAGGAAGUUAUUUAAUUCUCAAAAGCAUCUUCUUUCUCAUAUACCUUUUCUUUAAAAAAAAAAAGAAUCAAAAGGACAAUGAAUUCAUUUUGUGUUUUGUUUCUUUUCACUCUGUUAAAUGAAGUCCCAUUAGUCACCUUUUGUUCAAUGGGAAAAACCUGAGCUAGUUGCUUUUAUUUUUACUAUUUUUUUCCUCAUUGAGCCUCCUUUAUAAAACAUAUUUGGUCCACAUUUUAUGUGCAUCUAAGACACUGCCAUAUUUGUUUCAAUAAUUAUAAUCUAUUUUGGUUUUAAUCAGAUUUUUUUUUUUUUUACAUUCUCAAUUCUUCACUGGAUUGCACAAAGCAUUCUUGAUUGCUUGGGAGAAAAAUGAACUUGCUGCUUGUCUGCUGUAAAUGGAUUUUUACGCCAAUACUUUCAUGGUACUAAUAUGAGGCAUUGCAUUCAUUGUUGCAUAGCAUUGUUACCAAAUGACUUGCACAAACAGUGUUUCAGGUGCCGAGGGCCAAGUCACAACAGUCAAAAGCGCCCUCUGUGUAGAGGAGAAAAUAAAGUUCUGUUGCACGUGGAUAGCAAACAGAUGAACUUGCUUGCAGUUUUGGAAGUAAGGACUGAUCACAGUGAGAGUUGGACUGGACUAUUUUGCCUGAAGAAAGGGAAGCUAUGCAGCUUAAUGUUUGGAUUACUAAUAAUGAUGCUAGUAAUGGCAUCCUAUAUACUGACUGGAGCUAAACCUAGCCUCUUGCUAAUGCCACCAGCACUUCAUUUUGGAGCUUUUACUAGCAAUUCAAACUUAAUGGACAAUGCAAGCCUCUGUGAUACAAAAGACCAUUACCAGGCAUCUAAAAUGAAUAUUUCAUAUGCAAAGGAUUAUCCAAGCAUUAAAGUAAUUAUUGACACAAUUGCUUCAAAGACUACAUUCAAAACAAGACAUCUUCCAGACUUGGAAGAUCUGAAGAAACAAGAGUUUCAUAUGUUCUCAGUAAUACCUAACAAGUUUCUUCCAAACAGCAAGAAUCCUUGCUGGUAUGAAGAAUACAGAGGAAACACUACCACAGAUCCUUAUGCUACAAACUCCUAUGCGUUAUAUUCCAAACGUUUUCGGGCAAUAUUUGAUUACCUCAGAAAGGUAUUUUGGAACCAUUUGUAUCCUUACAAGGAGAAGCACUACCGGCUGCGCUGCCUUCCCCAUUUCUACAUCAUAGGCCAGCCAAAGUGUGGAACAACAGAUCUUUAUGACAGGCUCAGGUUACAUCCUGAUGUAAAAUUCUCAGCAAUUAAAGAGCCUCACUGGUGGACACGAAAACGGUUUGGGAUAAUUCGUCUGAGGGAUGGAUUUCAUGAUCGCUACCCUGUGGAAGAUUACCUGGAUCUCUUUGACUUGGCUGCCCAUCAGAUUCAGAGUUUGCUGCAGGGAGACAGUUCAAAAGGCUAUAAUAAGAUGAUGAACAACAUCAUCAUUGGAGAGGCCAGUGCUUCAACAAUGUGGGACAACAAUGCUUGGAUUUUCUUCUAUGACAACAGUACAGACGGGGAGCCUCCAUUUUUAAUACAGGACUUCAUCCAUGCCUUCCAGCCAAAUGCAAAGCUGAUUAUUAUGCUUAGGGAUCCUGUUGAAAGAUUGUAUUCUGAUUAUCUCUACUUUGCAAGUGCAAACAAAUCUGUAGAAGACUUCCAUGAAAAAGUGGCUGAGUCACUGCAACUUUUUGAAAAUUGUCUGGCUGAUUACACCCUCAGAGCCUGUGUGUACAACAACACCCUUAACAAUGCCAUGCCUGUCAGGCUUCAGGUUGGUUUAUAUGUUGUUUUUCUCCUGGACUGGCUGACAGUUUUUAAUAAAGAUCAAAUACUAGUUCUCCGCUUGGAGGAUCAUGCAUCCAAUGUCAAGUUUACUAUGCACAUGGUGUUCCAGUUUCUGAAUUUAGGUGCCCUAAGUGAAAAACAAGAAGCUCUAAUUACCAAGAGUCCUGCAUCAAACACUAGAAGGCCGGAAGAUCGCAAUCUAGGCCCUAUGUUACCUCUCACAAAGGAAAUUCUCCGAGAUUUCUAUCAACCUUUCAACACAAAACUGGCUCAAGUUCUUUCUGAUAAAGCUUUUUUAUGGAAAAAACCCUGAUAUGUCGAUUCAGUGCCACAAAUGCAGUGCUUAGAAAUUUUUUUAUUUUUUAAAAUCCUGUUUCCAGGUGCAAGCAAUCACAUUUUACCCAUUAUGGGAUCAAGAAAGCCUAAUGCAAUUAAAUGUUUCUCCCCAUGGUUAGCAUUCAAUAUGUCAAAGAAAUGAUAUCAGAUUUGCCAUACAUACAGCUCCAUUAUUUUCAAUUCCUCUUGCAACUUUGUCUCUUAGCAAAAGAACAGUUUGCAAAUAGCCUUUGUCUGAAAGUCUUACAUUCCCUGGCUAUGGUUUUGAAAUACAACCUUUUGUAAGAGAUUACAAGACAGAGAUUAGCACUAGACACUUAAUGAACAUUCAUUCUCAUUUUUAAGAUACAUAUUGCAUUCUUUUGAACUAUUCAAAAUCGCUUUUGAACCAUUAAAAGUUUAUUGGUUUUAA